CAGGGGGUCAAACUUACCCAUCAUACCUCGUACAUGCAUUGCUUCAUCUGGUUUGUUUCAACUCUCAUUGAAGCUACUGAAAAUGGUGACGACAAGGCUCCGAUCGACCGCCGUCAAAGUGGUGCAGAGCCAUCUAUCUCCGAUGCUUAAUUCGUUCCUACGGUCCUUUCGCCCUGUGUGGCAGCCUCUCGAAUUUCCCACCGAAAACAUCACCCUGGUUGCACCACACCAGAAGAUUGAAGAAGAGACCAUUCCAGACUAUCUCGCGGCUCGCUACUACCCUGUCCGUAUUGGAGACGUCAUUCAUAAUCGCUACCAAGUCGUAGGCAAGCUGGGCUAUGGCACUACUUCAACCGUGUGGCUUGCUCGGGACCUGAGUGGCCGUCGGCACGUCGCUCUGAAGCUGUUUAUCCUCACCUCAUCACUGGGGGAGCACCUAGAUGACGAGAUCAACAUUUAUCAUCGCAUAGCCGACGCGGCUACGCGCGGCCAUCCCGGCCGAAUUGCCGUCCGCCCGCUUCUUGACUCUUUUGAUGUGAAGGGCCCGGACGGGCAGCAUCGAUGCCUCGUACAUCCGCCACUCUGGGACAGCGUGCUCGCGCUACUCCAUCGAAAUCCCGCGCAAAGACUACCGACGCUGGUUCUUGCCGCCGUUCUCAAGUAUCUCUUCCGAGCACUGGACUUCCUACACACGGAGUGCCACAUUGUGCAUACAGACAUCAAAGCCGAUAAUAUCAUGUUCGGGAUAGGGGCUACCGAUCCGGUGUUUACCACGUUUGAGCAGCACGAACUCAACAGCCCGUCGCCUAGGAAGGAAGUAGAUGGACGGUUUAUCUACUUGACCCGCGAGCUCGCUGUGCCCCAAAACCUGGCGAAUCCGGUACUAUGCGACUUCGGCUCCGCCGUGCUGUUGGACGACGGCCGGGAGCACCGCGAAGACGUUCAGCCGGACGCAUACCGCGCACCCGAGGUUAUCCUCGAGGCGCCGUGGACAUACAGUAUUGAUAUCUGGAACGUAGGGUGUAUGAUUUGGCAUGUGUUCGAGGGUGGCCACCUGUUCAGCGGCCGCGAUCCUGAGCACGCGGCAUACCGGAGCCGCGCGCACCUUGCCGAGAUGGUUGCGCUGCUCGGCCCGCCACCGCCAGGCCUGCUAGCGCGGGGCAACCGCAGCAGCCAGUUCUUCUCGAGCACGGGCGAGUUUUGCGCCGGGAUUCCAUUGCCCGCCGCACGGUCGCUUGAGGACAGGGAGACGACGCUUAGGGGAGAGCAAGAGGACAGGGCGUCCUUCCUGCGCCUCAUGCGCAAGAUGCUGCAGUGGGAGCCAGAAAAACGCAGCUCGGCGAAGGAGUUGAUGGAGGACGAGUGGCUCCGUAAGCACACAGGAGGAAAAUGACGGAAUCUGUGCUCAAUUUUGCCAUGGGCCGAGGCCGCUCAGCCGGAGUUAAGCCUGCUGCAUUCAAGCGUGCGAUAUUCGUUUUCAACUGAAUCGCCUUCCCAGGCUGUGAAACAGCGGAAAGCGCCUGUACCCAGUCCAUUUUUGCCAGAAUCAAGGGCUUGAUUGACGACACAGUGCGAGCCUCACGCAGCCCUGACGGUGCCG
Thermothelomyces thermophilus ATCC 42464 is the source of this 1600-nucleotide messenger RNA. RefSeq lists its product as uncharacterized. NCBI's taxonomy places the organism in Eukaryota, Fungi, Ascomycota, Sordariomycetes, Sordariales, Chaetomiaceae. Gene Ontology annotation, biological process: protein phosphorylation; regulation of mRNA processing; spliceosomal complex assembly. Gene Ontology annotation, molecular function: protein kinase activity; ATP binding. The record is from RefSeq and is a predicted model, not a curated record. The transcript has 4 exons. Bases 83 to 1393 code for a protein of 436 amino acids.